Molecule: messenger RNA, 2955 nt
Organism: Python bivittatus (Burmese python)
Lineage: Eukaryota; Metazoa; Chordata; Lepidosauria; Squamata; Pythonidae
Source: RefSeq, a predicted model, not a curated record
AAAGAGACAUUAAGGGGCUGGUCUCCUGGACCUCAAUUUGCCCCCCUUCCCAAUUUGCGGAGAGUGCAGAUGGAUCCGUCCUUCUGUGCAAAUCCUUUUGGCCUUCCCUGAGGGAUGGGGAGGCUGGGCUGCCCUCAUGAGCUGGCUUUGCCAGCUUCAUGUUAGCGGGCAGGGAUAUGGCAUGGCAGGCACCUCACAGGAGACCCUGAUGACAACUUGAUAGAAGGUGGUGGGACAAAGUUUGUCUGCAAACCAGGAGCCCGGAAUAUCACGAUCAUCUUCCAUCCACUUCUGAGGUUUAUUCAAGAAAUUGAACAUGCUUUGGGACUAAGUCCCACUAAGCAGUGCCCACUCCGGGAAUUCCUCACCAUGUACAUUAAGAACAUCUUUCUUAACCAAGUACUGGGAGAAAUUAAUAAGGAGAUUGAAGGAGUCACCAAGAUUACCGACCCCCUGAAGGUUCUUGCCAAUGCAGAUACCAUGAAGAUGCUGGGAGUGCAAAGGCCUCUCUUGCAGAGCACAGUAAUUGUGGAAAAAACAGUCCAGGACCUCAUGAAUUUGAUGCACGACUUAAGCGCCUACUCGGACCAGUUCCUGAACAUGGUGUGUGUUAAACUCCAGGAAUACAAGGACACCUGCAAUGCAGCUUACAGGAGCAUUGUCCAGUCAGAUGAGAAGAUGGUAAUAAGCGCAUCUUGGGCAAAAGAUGAUGAUAUCACUAGACUCCUGAAGUCUCUUCCAAACUGGAGCAACAUGGCCCAGCCCAAACAGUUGAGAUCAAAAAGGGAGGAAGAGGAAGACUUUAUAAGGACUGCCUUUGGCAAGGAGUCUGAAGUUCUCAUUGGGAACCUGGGAGAUAAGCUGAUUCCCCAGCAAGAGAUUCUCCGGGAUGUCAGCGACCUAAAGGCAUUGGCCAACAUGCAUGAGAGUUUGGAAUGGCUCUCAGGCCGGGUGAAGGCUGCUUUUUCCAAUCUUCCAUUUGCACAGACUUCUCCUGCCCAAGAUGCUCAUGGCAAAACCGAUCUCCCGCCGGUGUUGGAACAGAUCUUACAAACCCUCACGGAUUUGGCUCGAUCUUUCCAGGAGAUGGCAGACUCCUGUUUGCUGGUCCUACACUUGGAAGUCAGGGUCCACUGCUUCCACUAUCUGAUUCCUUUGGCUAAGCAAGGAAACUAUGCCAUCGUGGCCAACGUAGAAAGCAUGGAUUAUGACCCCCUGGUGGUGCGACUCAAUAAGGACAUCAGUGCCGUGGAAGAAGCCAUGAAUGCCAGCCUGCAGCAGCACAAGUUCCAGUACAUAUUUGAAGGUUUGGGGCACUUGAUUUCCUGCAUUCUCAUCAACGGGGCUCAGUACUUCACCCGCAUCAGUGAAUCCGGGAUUAAGAAGAUGUGCAGGAACAUCUUUAUCCUUCAGCAGAACCUGACCAACAUCACGAUGUCACGGGAGGCUGACCUGGAUUUUGCAAGGCAGUAUUACGAGAUGCUGUACAACACAGCAGACGAGGUGCUGAACCUGGUGGUGGACCAAGGAGUGAAGUACACGGAGCUGGAGUAUAUCUAUGCCCUGCGUUUGCUCCACCGCAGCCAGACCGGUGUGGGAGACCAGACCACGCAAAACAUGAGGCUGCAGCGCCUCAAGGAGAUCAUCUGUGAGCAGGCCGCCAUCAAGCAAGCCACCAAGGACAAGAAGAUCACCACCGUGUAGUUCCGGCUGCUGGAAACCAGAAGGAGCCGCGCUUCUCUGCAGCCCGUAGGAGCAGAGAGGGGAAAUGUCUCUGCGGGUCAUGUCUGGGUAUUCUGUCCUUUUCAGUUAGCUUCUCUGCUGGUGUGGGGCGGGCAGGGGGAAUCGGAGACCUUUUUUGUGGCACGCUGGGAUUGUUCUGUCUGUGGCAUAAGAACUGGGACUGAGUGCAGUUAAUGGGGAGUUGCUUCUCUGUGAGUUCCAAUGGGUGGAUAAGGGUGGGGAAGAGGAAAAGGAGGAAUGUCAGUCGCCUGUUUGAUGCAGAGGGACCUGAACUGGAGAAAAGCUGAGGACCAGUUUCUAGCCAAGGUUCAGCUCUGUAAAAACAAGAGGAAUUGACAUUGCUCCCGUUCCUGGCUGGCCUAAUGCUAUUCUGAGAUGCAGCUACACUGAUGUUAAGGAAUUCCUUUUCCCAGAGAAACAUUUGGGAUCAUUGUUUAGCAAAAAUGAUGCAUUUGGCCAAGUUAUGAAUGUGAGUUCCUUCCAGAAUAAGAUCAUUCUCGAUGAAUGGUCAUCAAUUUUCAGUAUUUGUCACAAUUAUCUUCAUGCAGGUAUGUGCUGCAAUUAGCUACCUGGUGGUGUUGGGCUUUUUUUGUUCCAGAGUGUGGGUCCUUAUGCAUAACUUUAGCAGUUAGAACUUAGUAGCAUUUUUUUUUUUUUUGGAUUACACCAAUUGAAGAUGCUGGGUUUGCUUGCACAGUGCAUGUCAUCACAUUAGCUUGGCUUCAGGACCCCGCCUUGCAGAAAGGACUGGCAAUGGGACCAGUGGAAGUUGAGAUAUUUGCCUGGCAGAUGCCAAGUCAUCACUACAAGGCUAUCAAAAACCGAAAUGUGGCCGAUGACAUUUGAAGGAAUGUAGAUGGAUUUCAAGGAGGGUUUCCCAGGCAUUCACGUUGCAGAAUCCCAUCACAGCUAGUUCAGAUCUGAUAACACCCCCUUCUGCCUACUGCGAAAAAAACUUGGAUCGGUCAAGACCCUGACAACUUUGAGAACUCAGUGGGCUAUUCUUGCUUUAUUAGAAACAUUUUUGGUGGUGGUGGGGGGGGCAGCAACAUUUUACUGUAGGAAAGUCUGUAUGUUAUUGUCUGCCUAAUGCCUCCAUCUAGAACACAAAGCAAAAUCACUUCCUCUGAUCUGAUCUGGUCCCGUGUUUUCCAUACCCUGUUUUCCUCUUGGUUCAGCUGGAAAAUUAAAAGAUCAUUUUGGAACUCUUAA